AUGAAGCUCGUUCGUUUUCUUAUGAAAUGCAUGAACGAAACGGUGACGAUUGAGUUGAAGAAUGGAACCAUCCUCUCCGGCACGAUUGCCUCUGUAUCGCCGCAAAUGAACACAGCGCUGCGAGCGGUCAAGAUGACGCCUAAAGGUCGCGAUCCGAUUUCCCUUGAUACGAUCAACAUCCGCGGCUCGACGAUCAGAUACUUUAUCUUGCCCGACAGUCUUCCGCUGGACACUUUACUGAUCGAUGAUCAACCCAAGCCCAAGAACAAGGCUAGGAAAGAGGUCGAUCGCGGCGGAAGGGGUGGUGGUGGUGGUGGUCGUGGAGGUGGUGGACGGGGCGGACGAGGUGGGCGUGGACGCGGCCGAGGACGGGGACGGGGUUUCUAG
This is a messenger RNA of Talaromyces proteolyticus, 387 nucleotides long. RefSeq lists its product as uncharacterized. The record is from RefSeq and is a predicted model, not a curated record. Lineage: Eukaryota; Fungi; Ascomycota; Eurotiomycetes; Eurotiales; Trichocomaceae. Gene Ontology annotation, biological process: spliceosomal snRNP assembly; RNA processing. Bases 1 to 387 code for a protein of 128 amino acids. Gene Ontology annotation, cellular component: commitment complex; U2 snRNP; U12-type spliceosomal complex. Gene Ontology annotation, molecular function: RNA binding. The transcript is spliced from 3 exons.